AUGGAUAGUACGCUCAAUGGGGGCCUUGGAGGCGGUCAUAGCCCAGUAUCACCGCAAACCCCAGCCGGUGGCAGUGCAUACAGGGUCAAUGUGAAGAGAACAAAGACGAAGAAGUGGGUGGAAGCCAAGGUGCAAAGCUAUGAUGGUGACGACUGGGGCGGAGGCGACUACGAUGACGAUGACGAUGACCAAGACGAAGAACCAGAGCCGGUGCCGCCAAUACCCGAACCUUUAUCACACACUGGUGUGUCGAGAGACUCAAGACUUCCAUCGCUGCAGACGCACCAUGCUGUCCCUGGACCUAUUCCUGUAGUCGGACCCGAACAGGCACCCAGCAACGAAGCUGCUGCAGAUUCCCAGGGCAAAAACGAGAUGGCCACAUCUCAGCAUAAGGGUUUGGCUCAUGAGCCUGGCGUCCCAGAAAUUCAAAUACAGACUGUCACCGUUCCAGGAACAGUCCAACAAGGACAAUCCUCGUCAUCCGCGCGACCUUCUGACAUAUGUUACCGCGCCAAGGAGCAGACGGAACCUGGAAACCAGCCUACAGAUCUUACGGGACAAAUCCUCACUGUCGCCCGAGGUCACGCACGCUCCGAUUCGAUGGGCCAGGACGAGAAUUUCCAUGUGGCCUCCUUUCCCGGACAUGACCAAACCGAGGACAACCAUAAUGACGUCGACCAUCCAGAUAAUAACCGCCGUUCAUCAACGAGCCCAAAGCUACCCGACGUCGCCCGGAUGUCUGCCUUCGGAACAGACUUGUUCUCAUCUGCCCCGAAAAGCUUUUCUGUGGAGCAGCCAAUUGUAGAGCAGAGUGAUGACAGCGCCUAUGUCGGAUCCCCUACAGCAAGAGCCCUCGAGGUCGGCCCACCAAGUCCGAAACCUCAUAAUGAGCACCUUCUAUUCAGAGAUUCCGCGUCUCAGCGCGAGGACUUGAAGUCUCCCAAGUCAGCUGGAGAGACGGUUCCACCCUUGAGAACUCCCAGUCCCGGGGCUUCUGUCUUCAAGCUUACAGUCAGCCCUGGAUCGUUUGAACCCCAAAUGUUCACGCGGACGGCGACCUUUGACACAGCAAUGUCUUCGCCUGUAAAGGAUAACGACAUGCUAAGUGACGAGAUUCUGAGGUCGUUGAGCCCAGCCGCUGCCCCCGAGAAGCUCAGCCCAGCAAUUGCUCAAGAUGAUUCGGUGGCCUCAGAUGGAAGAGCAGUCAGGGACAUCAAUUCCAAUAUCAAAGUCUAUGACAACUGCUGGGGCGACUCAGAACCAAAGCCAAAGGCCCCCGAUGCCUUGGUCCCAAACUCUAUAAUUCCCCAGGUUCCAGAUCCAGACAGUACCACUUUUGCCUCAUUUAGCCAGUCCACGGUUAGCCCCGUUGACAAGGCGGCUACACCGCUUCUGCUACCGCAGUCCUCUACACCCCGCCGACGAUUUUCAUGGGAAGGCGAGGCAGAAAGCCUGACCCAAGACCAGCCUAGUUCCCCAACAAAUUCGGCAACGAUUUUUGCAAAGGAUUCGAGCGGUGAAAUGCCAGGCUCACCAGCAAUUGAGAUUACAUCUCUUGGGGAGAAUAAACCACCCAUGGUUAGUACUACCAGAGUUGUCGAAAUCUCUCCUCAGGUUUCAAACAGUAGUAGUCGUAGGGCAACUUUUCAGCAGCCCGUGGUCGAAGCCCCGUCUCCUUCCAUCUCUGCUCUGAGUGAUCAUCAUUCCACGGCAGCUCAAGCUGGCAAUGGAAUAUCACUCUCCAAUGAUGACGAACUGGUGCAAGCAAGCUUACUAGAAGACCACCGUGCCUCGAGCGUCGAGCAAGAGGCAGCUUUGCACAUUCCUCCAGCAGCCCCAACGCCCCAACGAAUGCCACAGACCAUGACUCUGAAAGAGAUUCUCAGCCUCGGCAGCUCAAAGGAGCGGAUUACCAAAUACAAUGAGUCAAGAAAUGCUUUCUAUUUGACAGACUCGGGGCUUGAUACUUGGCUCAUGUUCCUCAACGCGCAGCACUCUGAAACUUCCGUCACCAACUACUGCCUGAGCGCACAGGUGGCUGAACAAACCACCCCAGGUGCAAAUGCGGUCGGUCAGGCAGGCGGCCAGAACGCUGCGGCACAGCAGCCGUAUUCUCAACAAUACCUUUUAGCAAGCUCGCCUAAUACCGCGGGUCAUCCGACAAGCCGACCGCGCUUAGGUGGCCUGCCUACAUCUACAACAACAUCUGGCAGCACCUUUGGCCAUUCCGGAAACCAGAUCGGGACUAAAAGCAAGGAGUUUAUGCAAUCGGCGGGUAAAAUGGGCAAAGGAUUGCUCAGCAAAGGAAGGAUCAAGCUACGUGGAACCGGGGACAAGAACCGCAUAAGCAGAUUUCGCGCGCUUCAACUCGAGUACGCACGUGGCUAUGAACUGGACAGGAUAGGCGCUUCGCGUUGGAACGACUGGAUUGUGGAUGUUACCCAGGCGUAG
Ustilaginoidea virens is the source of this 2451-nucleotide messenger RNA. RefSeq lists its product as uncharacterized. The transcript is spliced from 3 exons. Bases 1 to 2451 code for a protein of 816 amino acids. NCBI's taxonomy places the organism in Eukaryota, Fungi, Ascomycota, Sordariomycetes, Hypocreales, Clavicipitaceae. The record is from RefSeq and is a predicted model, not a curated record.